Messenger RNA from Cryptococcus amylolentus CBS 6039, 546 nucleotides. RefSeq lists its product as hypothetical. The record is from RefSeq and is a predicted model, not a curated record. The transcript has 2 exons. NCBI's taxonomy places the organism in Eukaryota, Fungi, Basidiomycota, Tremellomycetes, Tremellales, Cryptococcaceae. The coding region runs from base 1 to 546 and encodes 181 amino acids.
AUGUCGCUCGACUUGUCUACUUUCCCGCCCAACAGCCGCUACGGAAACUUGAGCAACGCCUACACUGGUCACAUGUGCUACUGUCCCGGGCAUCUUGACCUCUCGGCACCCAAAAGUUCGGUGGGUGAAUGGGUCGGGUCGGGAAAACCCCUUACCCCUGGAACCGUUGUCCAGGUAGUGACGUUUGAAGACGGGAAUUCUACCUUUCUUUGCAGAGGAUGCGGCGUGUCUGCCGUUGGGUGUUCCACGGGAGAUCCCGACGAGUACGACAUGGAGACCGCCGGUAUCUAUGAAGACUACAAGAACACCUUUAAGAAAGCAGUUUCUGUACAAGCAGGAGCUAUGACUCCAGAGGGGGGGUUCCUUGCUUUCUGCGUGGAAGCGACCCCGUUCAAGAUUGACAGAGACACCAUGACUGAUCCAGACACGGUGUCGAGGAAAUUCACCGAGUUUGCACAACUCCAGACUGUGGAUGAGUCCAAAAUAUCUCUAGCUGAGGAAUGGUGUUUUCAGGACUGGGAAAAGGAUUCCCAGCACAAGAGUUGA